AAAUCCCACACGCCGACGCCGAGCAGUUACCGCCAGACGACGUGCCCUCUCCCUCUCGCCCUACCCUCAGUCGACCGUUUGUUGGAUCAUCCCCGUUCCCUCCGCAGACUUUUUACCUGUCAACAUGUCGUACGAAGAGCGCGCCAAUGCGCACCCUAACCUGGGCGACGAGUCCGAUGUUGAGGAGGAAGCGCUCGUCAACGAUUACCGCGAGCAAGUCAACUUCGACGAUAGCAUGAGCGAACUGGAUCGGACUACAUCCCUUGGAGCUGGCUCUCAGACGCAAGAUCUCCAGGCACAGCUCGCCGCUGCCGCGACCCCGCUUGAAUACCAGGCCACACUGGAGACCAAGUUUGCAAGCUAUGACAACUACUGCAGCCUUUUCCACUACAUCCUCAACUCGGAUGGCCCUGUUGAACUCGAGGUCCCUUCUUACUACUGGGCUUGGGAUGUGAUCGAUGAAUUCAUCUACCAGUUCGAAUCGUUCUGCCGUUACCGCAACCGCGUCGCUCGUAGCGGCUCCAACGAGGAAGAGGCCCAGCUUCUGCGUGAGAACCCGAACACAUGGGGCUGCUACUCCGUGCUCAAUGUUCUUUACUCGCUUAUCCAGAGGUCCCAGAUCAAUGAGCAAUUGGCUGCUAUCAAGCGUGGAGAGGACCCCAUGGCGUUCGCCGGAGAGUAUGGCUCUCGCCCUCUGUACAAGAUGCUCGGAUACUUUUCGAUCAUCGGACUGCUGCGUGUCCACUGCUUGCUAGGUGACUUCAGCCUUGCCCUCAAGACGCUUGACGACAUCGAAAUGAACAAGAAAGCUAUGUUCGCCCGUGUUAUGGCGGCUCACUUCACCACCUACUACUAUGUGGGCUUCUCCUACAUGAUGAUGCGCCGUUACGGUGACGCCAUCCGCAUGUUCAGCCACAUCCUAGUCUACGUCUCCCGGACCAAGAACUUCCAGAAGGGUGGCAACAGCUACGACGCUAUCGCCAAGAAGAACGACCAGAUGUAUGCUCUCAUUGCCAUCUGCGUUGCCCUCCACCCCACCCGUCUCGACGACACCAUCCACUCCGCUCUCCGCGAGAAGUACGGCGAGCAGCUCCACCGUCUCCAGCACGGUGGCCCCGAGGCCCUCCCUCUGUUCGAGGAGCUCUUCCGUUCCGCUUGCCCCAAGUUCAUCAGCCCCACUCCCCCUGACUUCGAGAACCCAUCUGUCAACGUCGACCCCGUCGAUCACCACACGGCUAUCUUCAUGGAUGAGGUCAAGAACACGCUGUACAACCCUACCAUCCGUUCUUACCUGAAGCUGUACACCACGAUGGACCUGCAGAAGCUGGCCGGCUUCCUGGAAGUCGAGCCCGAGAAGCUCCGCUCCUGGCUGUUGGUGAACAAGCAGCGCAGCCGUCAGGUCCGCUGGGUUGAGGGCGGUCUGCUGGAGGGUGAGCCCGUCGCCGCCAACGACCUGGACUAUGCUCUGGAGAAUGACCUCAUCCACGUUAGCGAGACCAAGGCCGGCCGUCGCCUGGUGGACUGGUACCUUCGGAACCUCGCCCGCGUCUACUAAAUUGUCUGAUCCCUUGUCAAGGAAGCAGGCGACAACGCACUCAAAUAUUGAGAUACGUGCUAUGUUCCUGACUGCGCACAUAUAGAGGUACCCCUCGAUAACACAGGGCUCCUCCGACCAAACCGCAGAUAGGAGAGAAAAAACAGAGAGGCAGAACCCGGAGAAGUAGGCGUGAAAAGUGAAACGGUGUGUGAAGAAGUGCGGUGGGGAAGUUAAAUCCAUCCCAUAAUCACACCUCUCAGUCCCCAGCAAUAUCAUGAAUUAUCUUUUGU
Aspergillus pseudotamarii is the source of this 1827-nucleotide messenger RNA. Its product is annotated as putative eukaryotic translation initiation factor 3 subunit EifCl. The record is from RefSeq and is a predicted model, not a curated record. Gene Ontology annotation, biological process: translational initiation. The coding region runs from base 125 to 1555 and encodes 476 amino acids. Gene Ontology annotation, cellular component: eukaryotic translation initiation factor 3 complex; cytoplasm. The transcript is spliced from 2 exons. Gene Ontology annotation, molecular function: translation initiation factor activity. NCBI's taxonomy places the organism in Eukaryota, Fungi, Ascomycota, Eurotiomycetes, Eurotiales, Aspergillaceae.